AUGUGGAUAAAGGCAAGAAAUUUAUUUGAAGAUAUAAAGGAUUACAUUACAUAUAACAGUAGCGAAAAUGCGAGCGCCAGAGCAUCAAGUUUACUUGCUUCUCUUAACAAGAAUCGACGGCAGUUGAUUGAAAUAUUAAAAAAUACGGGGAAGUCAUCCAUACACCGCGCUCAGAUUGAUAAAGUAGGGGCAGUAGUCAGUCUCGAUAGUGGUCAGUCUGUUAAAAUCGAUGAAAGUCUGCGAGCUGAAUCUCUGAUCAUAUCGGACGUCUUUAACUGUAAUGAGAUUGAAGCUUUGGAACUUAUACUUACUGGAGAAGUACAAAUGCAGCACUUUACUUACAUGACGAGGGGACUUUGCGCAGUUAUAUGUUAUUAUGAUGCUCACCGUUUCCGAAGUGCUUCUGUGAAGUGUGACUUUGAAUUGAAAGGAUUUUUGUUUUUAGAUGUUCUGCAAACUGUCUGUGUUGAGUCUGAACUGCAAACAUUACAUCAGCCGAAUGUUAAUGGUUUAGGAGGUCCAAAACACCAACAGAUUCUUCGGGAGCUUAUAGAAGAAACGAUAACAAAUUGUGGAGAAUCUCUGUUUCUUUUAUGUUCCUCAUGGAGUUUCGAUCAGCCUCCUCAAUUCAUAAAAGAACUGUUUUUACCACUGAAGUCCCUCGUACCUACGACGGAGGUGCAAGACGUACAUUUAUGUAUGUGGACAGCAAUUUUAGUUCUGUUGUACCCACAGAACUUAAGAAACAGUAAGUUCCACUUUAAUGAACUUAAUUUGAAAGUUUUAAAUAUAAUUUAUCACGAGCUGGAUUUGGUUGAUUGGAAAGACUUGUGUGUGUGUGCGUCAUUGCAGUUCCCGUUCGUAGUCACAUACCACUGGUUAAAUGUUCAUCAAGCUGCGCGUGAAGUUUUGGGUGAUUUCAAAAUCGAUUCUGACGAGCUGCUAGAAAAAGCUAUUAAUGGUAUGGCUUUUCCUUUCAUUCGGAAGUGUAUAUUGACGGCCACAAAGUUCAGAAAAACAGUGAUCGCUUUUGAAAUGUUAGAUGCGCUGAUCAAGACAUUCAUAGCUCAUUUUCCAAAUAAGUUGAUGAUCCUUCAAAGAGUUUGCGAAGAGGAGUUACAAUGUGUUGAAGACUGCCUUUUGAAGGGCCAGCUCUAUCGCCCACGGUUACAUUAUGAAAAUUUCUUGCGUUGCAUUGCAGACUUGUAUGAUACGGAACAAGAAUUUGUCGUACCGUUUGCCACCCAGUUUUCGUCUACAAAUACCGAGGAGCUGGUUAAAUUUUUGAAGAAUGGAAGAAUGCUUUGCUCGCCAGUUCUUCAUGUAGCUUAUCUUGAUAUGGCCAAAAAGUUAAGCAGAUGUCAAAAAACUGCUAAUUUUUUGUUUCAUCUGCUAGCUGCAUCUGCUACUUCCGGGGAAGAUUCUUUGUGUUGGAACCAUUUCUGGCGCGCCCUCCAAGAGUACUUACGCCUAUUCAAGUUAAAAACUACCGUCAGUCAAAGAUCGCAUUUAUUCACCUCGGAAGUCACACAGCAGAUAUCCCAAACUGAACUUGCUGGGCUUAUAGCAUGGAUCCAAUUUUCAGAAGCUGUUGCAUCUCAGGAUUCAGAAGCUCGGAGGCAGUUUGUAGAUAAUAAUGAAUGGAUAUGUAUUGACACAGCUAUUGGAUUGAUUUCCUCUGGAAUUCCUUUGCUUUUAAAAGGGGCUCUAUUUCGGUUUUUAGCAGCUCUCGCUUAUGAUGAAAGAGGAGCUUCAAAGAUUUGGGCUUCGUUAAACGCUUAUUCCGUGUUGUCAUUAACUCGAGAAGGGAAAUUGUUGGGUAUUCAGCAAGAGCUAGAAGAGGGUGAGUGCGCUGCAAAAUCUUACGCCUCUUCGCUGGGAUUUUUACAUCUUAUGAAACCACUUCUUUUACGGAUGUCAGGUAGCAGCGACUACCUUCAGUUGACACCAUACAUACAGUUUAUAAUGAAAUCUAUCAUUUCCCAAUUUGCCGAUCGAUCUUAUCUUGACAUUCUGGAAAUGCUAAUCAUGGUGCUCUUGGAAGGAGCAGAAAGGAUGGCCGAUUAUUCUCCACGUUGUAGAAAACGAGAAGCAGCUGCAUUAUCGAUUCUAAGGUUAAUGGACGUAUGUAUUUCCCGUCAUGCUACACUUGUUGAUGCAAUAAGGGCGUCCAAUUCAAAUUUUAUUGUUGCAUCGCUCGAUUCGCUUCUGUUGAGUGCCGUUCCGAGAAGACAUCAGACGCCUUGUAUAGCAGUGAUUGCCUCUUACAUUGCCCAUGCAGAAAUUUUGCCAAGACAUGCGUAUCGGGCGACUUCAAUUUUAAGAGAACUUAGUUGUACCCGUCCUUCACUUCAGUUACGUCUUGUUCAGUCCCUUUCGCCUAUUUACAUGGAUCUUAUGUGUGGUGCUUCAAGAGCACUUUCUUCUAAAGUUUCCAGUUUGUCCGUCUCAGCAUUAGAUCCUCUUGUUUCUUCCAAAGUGGAGACUUUGAAUGUUGAAAGAGUUCGUGGUGAGACGGCAAGACUUUUAGUUGAGAUGUGUACGGCUGCUGUUGAAAUUGAGCCUUGUGGAUCCAAUAUUGCGUAUAUGUUGUGCGGGUUUGAAAUGACAAAUCUUGCUGAAACGACAAUAGAAAACCCAGGAGUAAAUGGGACCCCCAAAACGUGUUUGCAUAGUGUCAUAGAAACUCUGGGAGGAUUGAUUGAGGGAGAAGAUUUGUCUUCAUGCAAAUAUUCUGCGUUAUUUGAGCCGAUGCUUAGGUUUUUAUUGCGUUUGGUUUCUACCAGGGCAGCGUGCUCGCAGAUAGUCCUACGCUUCCUUCGUUCUAAUCAUGAUCUUAUAUACCGUCUUUCUGCUUCAUCAUUUUUUGUUUCGUCGUCGGCAGACACUCCCGAUAGUGAAGAAACUGCCGUGAUGUCUAAUUUACGUCACAUGUUGCAAGGUCUUGUAUUAAACUUGGGUGCAGUUGAGCUGUCUUCGCUUUUGAGGAUAAAUCACUACAGCCAGCCUGAAAGAUUCUAUCGUUUAAUGUUUGCUGAAGUCGAUUCGGGCGAAAGUGCACACAUGGCGGUAACGGAGACGGGACCUAAGUCUCCUGAAGAGGAUACCACAUUUAAACGAUUGUUUUUGAGUUCAGGGUCCCAUUUGUUGUGGAAAUUGUUAAGUUACACAAGACUGGAAAGUUGUGUUUUGGAACCCCCAAAUUUGGAAAUUUUGGAUUCAAAAAAGUUGCAGAAAAUAAUUGGACUUUGCAUUCAACCGACUACGUCAAACGUUGAACAGUGUGACAUUGAACAUUUGGUAUGGUUAUUAAAGAGAGAAACACUAACAGUAGACACGGAAUUGCAAAAUGAUUAUUUUAUUCGGUUUUCGAAGGAAGAGGAGAAGGUUUUAACAUAUUGCGUUGAGUACAAUCGCCUACGUGUUGCUGAAGCGUCUGCAAGACAGUUACUUUCAGGAUGGCUUUCUUUUGUCAAUGUUAUGGCAGUGUUCGCACCAGUACCUUUUGUGGCUUCAGAACUUCAAAUACAUCUACUAACUGAUGCAGUCUUCAUUCUGACACAUUACGGCUCGGCUUUGGACAUGGACGCGGCACUUUCCUCAGCAAUAUCGCAGUGCCUCUUUAGAUUGGUUACUUCUAUAUGUGACAUGCUGAAGAGUGUGAAUCUGAAGGUUUCUGUAUUAAGAGAAACGCUUGCUCCUAUAUUAGAUCUGCUUUCGUUGUAUAUAGUCCAGCCAGGUCGGCGGUCUCUGCAAAGCAAACUCGAUUUGUAUGGAUGUGUAUUAUACGUCCUCAAUUGUGUCAUAAACGAACAAGAGAAUUUUUCAGAGAAAAUGACUACGAACUUGCGAGAAAAUGAUGAUUUUGCAUUGGGUUUUGCCGCAGUUGAGGUCGUAAAAAAAGAUCCUGUACGAUCUGCAAUAAGUGAACGCGGAAGUGAGUUGCUCAGCAGACUUACAAAUGAUAUAUGUGAAUCUCCUCACGAUUUAAAGGAAGGAAUAAUUUGCUUUAGUUUUUUGUCUGUUCCUGUAGAAAUGUACUUUUUUCAGAUUGUUGCAAUGUGCUGCUUGGUCCAAAUUUUACGGGAGGAUUCACUAGGUUCUCAAACAAUAACCAUGGCUUUUGUGCGAAGCGGAAAUCUUCGCCACAUCUUGGACACUGUGAAGUCACUAGCUCUGGACAGUCAAAACGAAGUUGCUUCUUUGCGAACUUUAAUUCAGUUCAAAAUAAUUCUUACUCUUUUAAUUCGACUGGCGCUAACAGACUGUGGUUGGGUUGGCUUGUGCGAGCAUCAUACAUUGGAGAUAUUAGCUAAGAUGCCGCUGUGGAAGAAUCCACCGAAAGAAAUUUUUUUAAAUUUUGCGCCUAAUCUUAAAGAUCGUACUCUUAAGCAAGUCUACAUGGGAGCAGUGGACCUCAUGAUACGUUUCUGCCUUGCACUGUGCUCAAAUUGUAACUGGAAACGAUGCUCUAACGAGAUCUUGCAACUGAUUCUUCGUAAUGAAGAGGUUUUGAAUCAACUUUCUCGAAUUGAUGAAAUUAUUACAGACGAGAUGACACGUGCGUAUGUGAGUAGUUCGCCCUGCUUAGAUGGCUUAAGGAAGUUGGGUAGUAAACCACAGAGGGAAAACCACGCAACACUCUCGAGUGCCUUUGCAAUAGCAGCUGGAGGAAAGAAACUGAGUAGUGAUUCUUUGUUUUGA
Enterobius vermicularis (human pinworm) is the source of this 4704-nucleotide messenger RNA. NCBI's taxonomy places the organism in Eukaryota, Metazoa, Nematoda, Chromadorea, Rhabditida, Oxyuridae. The record is from the annotation of a GenBank genome assembly.